This is a messenger RNA of Ostrea edulis (European flat oyster), 4753 nucleotides long. Its product is annotated as ras-related C3 botulinum toxin substrate 3-like. The record is from RefSeq and is a predicted model, not a curated record. Lineage: Eukaryota; Metazoa; Mollusca; Bivalvia; Ostreida; Ostreidae. Gene Ontology annotation, molecular function: GTPase activity; GTP binding. Bases 120 to 677 code for a protein of 185 amino acids. The transcript has 4 exons. Gene Ontology annotation, biological process: small GTPase-mediated signal transduction.
AGGAAAUAAAGUGCUUACGUCAAACGCCCAUCAGCAUUAUAAAAGGCGACGUGACUAAGCUUGCACACAUUUUCAACUCUCUCUCUCCCGGUGUGAAGAAGUAGCUAAACUUUACAAAGAUGGUGGUGUCUAUUACCAAAAGCUUUCACUGCACUGUGGUUGGUGAUGGUUUGGUUGGAAAGUCUUGUCUUGUGGAGCGAUUUCUUGGUGGAGACUUUACUAAUGAGUAUGUGGCCACUCUUCAGGAUGAUUACACUACAAAAUGCAACCUUAAUGGAGAUAACCUAAACAUGAACAUCACCGAUAUUGCAGGAGAGCACGAAGACUUGGCUUCCCUUGAUGUUCCGGAUGUUUAUAUCGUCUGCUUCAGUCUCGUGGACAAAGACUCCAUGGAGAGCGUGCUCAACUUCUGGGUUCCCAGGAUACGUUCUCAAAGCAAACACACACCUAUUGUCCUCAUCGGGACUCAGUUAGACAAGCGACGAGCCCACAAGAAAUGUCAUAUUUCUACUGAGGAGGGGCUUUCAUCGGCUCAAUCGAUUUGUGCAGCAGCAUACGUGGAAUGCUCAGCGAAAGACAACACUGGGAUAGAUGUAGCAUUCUACAGCGUGAUUCUGGCCAGCAACACGUGCAGCAGAAGAAAAUCAAGUCUCUUCAAACGCGUGCUUGGAAGAUGAACUGAUGCAAAAAAUUUGGACGUAUGGUCCGUGUGCCAUUCUUCAUCUGUGUUCAGAUUGAUAUUAAAAGUGACGAAUAUUCAUGCAAUUAUUUCGUCAUCGGUGAAUUCUGGGAUUCAAUAUACCCUUGGCUAGGGUGAGAUGCUCAGGACAAUCCUCCUCUCGUUGUCAGAAUUUCCCCAAGCUUAUCACUGCCAACCCUCGCGUGCAGCGUGGAACAGAAGUUGAUCCCACAUAUUUAAGCAGGAAACAUCACUACGGGCAUGGAGACGUUUGAGAUCAUAAAUAUCGCCUCUUUACGUUGAAUUACAUACAAUUAAAUUUAACAUAGAGGUUUUUGUUUACUUAUGCAGUAUGUGAAUAUCAAUGUCAAAUAUCUCAAUGCAUGUUAAAACUGUGGAAAAACAAGCGUCAUCUUAUGAAUAAAAUUCAUGUUAUUGCAACAAUUGUGCUUACUUUUCUCAUUCACAGAUCAUUAUGACAAUGAAUGAAUCGCAAAAGAAAUUGCAAGAAUGACCAUAUACAUGUAUAGUCUUAGACCUUAUGGUGAAGCAAGAAAAUCUACCUAUAAUGUUAACUUUUAUUGCAACUACAGUGUAUGAUAUUAAGUUGAGAUGCCAUUCCUUGAAAUGAAGAGGAUUACUUUCUUCCUUUAUGUGCAGGACAAAUACUGGAAGUAAAGGUAUAGCAUGCCCAGCGGCAUGGUUACAUAAGGGAUUCAGUGAGCAGGUUAAAUGACCGAUGGUUUCAGGUUAAAUAUAGUUUCAUCAAUCCGCUCAGCUAUUUCAGGGUUUUACCACCGAAAAUCCUAGAUUAAGGACAGAAUUAAAUUGUUUAAUAAUGCAUCCAGAUUUCUAACCCUUUUACUCUUCGAUCGAAAACAACAUUACAAUAGUAAUGCAAAGUCAUCACGGGUGUCACAAUACGAAGGUAAAAAUCACAACCUGAAACGGAAAACAGGGUAUCUAGGUCCCCUUUAGAAAUCACUCACAGUAAGUUAAAUGUGACGAGAAACUUUAAACAAAUUGACACCUAUGUUAAUCACAAAUCCUCCUUUUGAAUACUGCAGUCAGCUGAUGGUGUUAUAUUCGAACUUCCUCCUACUAAUACUGCACUGACAGAGAGAGGGUUCGUGCUCUGUAGUCAGUAUCGUGGCUUGAUGUUGGGAUGGUGAACAAGACGUGAAUGUGAAAUAUUUUGUACCAAUACGCAGUGAAAUCUUCAUGAUUGGAAUAUUACGUAGAUGGCUUGAUAUUAUUUUCAUUUAAAUUUAUUCUGAGAUUCUCUCUCACUGGGAUGUCGUUUAACGAUUAGUAGUGUGCAAUUAAUGUGUACAAUUAAUGUUAGAAUGAUAAAAUAACAACACACCAGAGACUUGUAGUCCUUAAACGCAUAUUGAGUUCCAACUUUCAUAUACUGUAGCUAUGUAAUUAUAGUUCGGGAAUUUUUUUUUUAUAUUUGACGUAAAUGUGUUUGGAGGUGGACAUUUUAGGAGUUUUAUUUGUAUUAUUGAUGGCUUGUCAAGCACGGCUAACUAAACAGAGGAAGAUGACCUCUUGAGUUGGUUGAAGUCGUCUGCACGUGGUAUUGGUAUCCGAACAGAGAGCCUAAAACACCGCGACAGUUCGGCGACAAUUUUGACAUUUUUUUGCAUGUAUCAUAAACUUUAUACACAGAAACCAAGAUGGCAAACGACCAAGUGCAGGUUACUGUGACAUCAGCAGUUUGUUUCAAUGAUAAACGGAAUCAACAAGCUGAUUGUGCAAGAGCAUCGACAUGGAAAGUAAAGCUAAACAGAAAAACAAGAUUUACAAUAUGUUGCCUUCAUAAAGAGAUAAUGGUUUGGUCAUGGUAAUGAGCAUCUUAAUAACACCUAUGUCAUUACGUAACCAGCUGUUCGUCAAACAGGAUGGGGUGUUGGUGUUUAUCACUAUCGCAGUCUUCAUGUGUAUGUCAGUUAAUUUAUUCAUUUAUCUAAUAACCGAUUCUGCGAAGUUUUUAAAGUCCCAUAUUAAUCACCAAUUAACAAGUAAGAUAAACUAUUGAAAUUUUAGCUGUUUACCAUGAUAUACCCCUUUCACAGUUAAAAAUCAUCAAAUCUUACUACGUUUUACACUGCAGGACCUCUAAGUGUUUUGCACCUACACAUUGAAUAUUUAUACCUCUAUACCCAAAGAAAGAAGAGUAUGUGCGUAUUGCGGUUUUGAAUAGUGUUUAUUUGCCUUAUACUUUCUCUGAGUGUAGAUUUUUCUACCAUCUAUGUAUUUUACAGCUAUGAAUUAGAAAUCUUUAGAUGACUAAAGUAGAAAUAAUGUCACCAAUCUCCCCAUCUAUUGUCUUGUUCUAUUAUAAAAUUGUAAAUGGUUAUUAGGAAUUAUGAUUUUUCAUAAGUAGGCCAACAGCUGUGUCUAUAAUGCAAAAAAUAGAUAUGGUGCCUUUUUUAAUCUCUAACCUUAAACUUCUUUAGCCAGUUCUAGGUCAACUGCAUACGAUGCCAGUUUCAUAACUCUAACCCUUUGUUAAAAACUAGUCUUUAAAACACUUGAUAUGGAUUAAACUUGAAACUUUAUUAAACAACUUACGUUCACUUAAUCAUCAUGUUCGAGACCCCUUGGGUGUCCAAAUAUUGUUUUAUAUAAGUAAAAUUUAAAUACCCGAAUAAAAGCAGUUCUGUUUGGAACACUUUUUCUAUAUUUGUUGCAAACAUUAGGACAAAUCCCUUUUCAGGUGUCCUAAGGUCGUCUGCCUUGGAUAUUUGCAGAUUUAAUGUCCAUGGUUGCGUAUUUAAUAUUUAAUAGCCUGCAGAAAGGUCAAGACUGAAAGUUCAAUCAAUCCUGGGAUGUUUUUCGGUGUAAGAUGACUCAACGUAAAACUGGAGUGUUUUGAUAUGCUAUCAAAAUAAUGGUCAUGGUCUAGAUAACAAGGAAAUAAAUCAAGGUCUACGUCACUUCUGUGAAAACUAUAUAAGACAGGAGAGGCGAGGCGAUUUACCAGUUCAUCGCUCGCUCUAUUCCUUUAAUACACAACCCACAAUAAUUAAGGAAUUUAUAAUGGUCGUUGCAAUGCAGAAAUCUGUUCAGUGUACGGUUGUUGGAGAUGGUUUAGUUGGAAAGUCAAGUUUAGUUAAAAGACUGAUCAGUGGAAAGUUUCACCAGGAGUAUGUGGCCACCCUCAAGGACGAUUACGUUACCAAACUGUCCGCUAAUGGGGAUGCAUAUACCCUGAAUGUCUCAGAUAUUGCUGGGGAGGUAAGCUGACCACACUCAAGUGUCCAUUAAGACUGAUUAUAUCAACUAACUAAAUCUAAUAUUUAGAUUUAAAAUUUCAAUUCAAGAGUAUUUACGUUUUUUUUUUUAAAUUUUGCAGCAUGAGGACUUGUCUUCAUUAGCAACGCCAGACAUCUACAUUGUUUGCUUCAGCCUUGUUGAUGAUGACUCAAUGGACGGCGUCCUUAAUUUUUGGAAUCCCAAACUCCGGACAAUCGGGAAGCAUACCCCAAUCGUCCUUGUAGGAACACAGUCUGAUUUGAGACAAACUGGUCAAACUGGACAUAUUACUACAUCCGAUGGCCUGGCUUUGGCGAAGUCGAUGAGAGCUGAUGCCUACGUGGAAUGUUCUUCCAAGUCUGGCUCCGGAGUGCUGGAAGCCUUCCAGAGCGCCUUAAUGGCGAGCAUCAGAUACAAAAAGAGGAAGGCCAACAUCCUAAAACGUGUUCUAGGACGAUGAAGAGGUGGCUUUCACGUUUGAUAUUUAGUGGUCCGUGUACCACUGUUCUUACGUUCUAAGAAAUGUUCUUGGAAAACCAAAUCAAUGAUGUUGUUCAUCGUUGUGGGAGUAAACAGAACACCCCGUCGCAUUUCUCUCAUCCCUACUUCUUGCUUCUGCGUCUGUGCAGGACACCAGCAAAGACCUGAAUUGAAGUCUUCCAAACAGUGAUAAGAAGUGUGAGAGAGAACAAGCGUUAAAACUGUUCUUUUAUUUGCAAAAGUCAUUGUAAUGUUACUAAAUGACAUUCUUAUAGCAUGUUGUCGAACGGAUUCAUGUCUGAUGUAACUAAAUAAAGAUUUCUUUUGAAA